AUGAAUCAGGUGUUAGAAUCUAUCAGGCUCCAGGACCCGAAUAUCCUACCACUAGCAACUAUCUAUAAAGCAACUGAGAACUCGCACCCCUCUUCACCUGCCAUGAUGACAGCGUGGCGAACUAUCACCAAGGUUGAAGCACCUGCCAUGCUUGCGAUCGACACUGUGCAGAAUUCAGUAUACUUUAUCUCAGCCAUCAGUGAAGGAAAUAGAUCCAGAUCAAUUCUCCGCGGUCGAAUCCAGGUGGUUGAUUGGCUUGUUGCCGAACUGGAGCUAUUUAUCAACCGCUCCCGUGGUGACGAUGGCUUCGCUUUCUCAGUUGAGGAGCUUGAUGCCAACUACAAGACACUUAUGUCACCGCCGGCCGGACGAAAACAAGCAAGUCGAGCAACAUUGGAGGCUCUGGGGAAGGCACUUUGGAACCCAUCUGCCAAUUUCACGGCUACUGUGAGUAAUAACUGCCAGUUCACCGAGGUAGGAUGGAAGGUUGUCGAUACUGGGACCUACGGGAACGGCUCCACCGAUCCGCUCGGGUGUAGUUGGGAUUCGACAAGGCCGUAUGAUCCCGAUGCAAGAGCAAAUCUCGUUGUCGACGAGGAAUUAGGAUUCGUCGUCUCUAGCGGCAUGGUCCAGGGUAAAGUCUAUCCGUACUACGGUAAUAUUUCUACUUUUAUCCCGGAUUCCAUGCACACGCAGCAGAACGCCCAGGAGGUCUGGAUUGACACAGUAAAGGGACAUGGGAACGUAUCGCUGCUGUCCCCUGCUGAGGCUACCGGUGAAAAUAUGGAGGUUGUCCAGUAUUACAACGAUGAGCUUCAAGCCCUUCAGCUAAAUGUCUUUCUUGCCGGUCCCAAUAUGACAUCUGCUUGGUUAUGA
This is a messenger RNA of Aspergillus welwitschiae, 876 nucleotides long. RefSeq lists its product as uncharacterized. The coding region runs from base 1 to 876 and encodes 291 amino acids. Lineage: Eukaryota; Fungi; Ascomycota; Eurotiomycetes; Eurotiales; Aspergillaceae. The transcript has a single exon. The record is from RefSeq and is a predicted model, not a curated record.